AACAUUCACUCCGCUUUCUUGCGUGCCUCUCCGGACGAUGCCUCACUGGAGGUCAUCUAACACCACCCAAUCCACUUCCUCUUCCCCCUGACGAACAUCGGCGCCAUGCGGUCCGUCUGCAUCUUCUCCGGCUCGUCGCACCCCCACCUGGUCGAGGCCAUCUGCGACCGACUCGGGCAGAAACCGUCCAAGGUCGACUUGAAGAAAUUCAGCAAUGGCGAGACAUCGGUCGAAAUCAAGACCUCGGUCCGCGACCAAGAUGUCUUCAUUGUGCAGAGCGGAAGCGGCGAAAUCAAUGACAACAUUAUGGAGAUGCUCAUCAUGAUCAAUGCCUGCAAGGGAGGCUCUGCGCGCUCCGUCACUGCUGUGAUGCCGUACUUCCCCUACUCGCGCCAGUCGAAGAAGAAGGCCCAUCGCGGCGCCAUCGCAGCUCGGAUGAUCGCCAACCUCAUGAACGUGGCCGGCGUAAACCACGUUAUCACCAUCGACCUUCACGCAACACAGAUGCAAGGCUUCUUCAAAUGCCCAAUCGACAACUUGACCGCCGAACCUCUCCUCACUCGAUGGAUACGCCUCAAUGUCAACGAUUGGGAGAACAGUGUUGUUGUAAGCAAGAACCCGGGAGGUACAAAACGAGUGACCAGCUUGGCCGACAGACUCGGCCUGAGCUUCGGCAUCGUGACUACAGAUCAGCGCAAACCGAAGAUGCCCGCCAGCAUGCUCAAUUCGGUCAUGCUUGAGAGUCUAGGUCUGGACGGAAGCUCAGAUCUGAGCCAGGAUCAUGAAGACAAGGGAAGCAGGGGUGUUUCUCACGAUGCUCACGCACCACGAGAGCACGACUGGGCGCGAAGACAACUAGGACAUCGUGCGAACGGCGAGCACCGAUCACAGCACCGUGCAGUCACUUCCAAUCCCCGUCACGCAAACGGCGACAUGGCACCCAGUCCACUGGGUCGGGCCACGGGACCUGAUCAGACAAACGGUGCUCACGAGAGUCCUGCAGAAGCGCUGCCUGAGCCGGGAGUCUCGCGCGCGCACACGGUACCCAGCAUCGCAUCUGCUCGUUUCGCCGAUGAGGACGGUUACGAAGAGCCCGAAGGAGACGACGACACCGAUGAACGAGCGAGGGAUGUCAUCACUGGGCGCCUCAUUCACGGCCACAUUGUCGAUGAUGAUGUACCCUCGCCAAGUGCAUCUCAAUAUUCGACACAACGUGGUCAACGGCGAUCAAGCGACGAGGAUGAGGCCACUCCCGACCAUAUGAUGCAGUCUUUCACGUCGGUAGCUUCCUCCCGAUGGGCUAGUGGCCAUCAUGGAACUGGCUUGGGUGGUACCGGCGACGCGACACACUCAGACGAGGAAGAAGAAGAGAAUCUCCAGAACCCGGAAAUCGAGACCCACGUCACGCUGGUUGGCAACGUCCGCGAAAAGGCUGUCAUCAUCGUGGACGACAUGAUUGACAAAGCUGGAUCCUGGAUCGCAGCAGCGGAGACUGUGGUCAAACGAGGCGGCGCGACAAAAGUGUACUGCAUGGCCACGCACGGCUUAUUCGGCGGCGAUGCUUUGCAACAAUUGGACGAAUGCGACGAGAUCGAGGCUGUCAUCGUCACGAACGCUUUCCCCAUUCCGGAUGCGAAACGCAAAGGUACCAGGAAGCUGAUUGUGCUCGACGUGAGCAAUCUGCUGUCUGAAGCCAUUCGUCGCAAUCAUCACGGCGAGAGCAUCAGCAGUCUCUACUAUCUCAUGGAUUGA
Molecule: messenger RNA, 1752 nt
Organism: Zymoseptoria tritici IPO323
Lineage: Eukaryota; Fungi; Ascomycota; Dothideomycetes; Mycosphaerellales; Mycosphaerellaceae
Gene: PRS1
Product: ribose-phosphate PYROPHOSPHOKINASE pyrophosphate synthetase
Exons: 4
Coding region: 106-1752 (548 amino acids)
Biological process (GO): 5-phosphoribose 1-diphosphate biosynthetic process; ribonucleoside monophosphate biosynthetic process; purine nucleotide biosynthetic process
Cellular component (GO): ribose phosphate diphosphokinase complex; cytoplasm
Molecular function (GO): magnesium ion binding; ribose phosphate diphosphokinase activity
Source: RefSeq, a predicted model, not a curated record